This is a messenger RNA of Dissoconium aciculare CBS 342.82, 1024 nucleotides long. RefSeq lists its product as uncharacterized. The transcript has a single exon. The coding region runs from base 171 to 749 and encodes 192 amino acids. The record is from RefSeq and is a predicted model, not a curated record. Lineage: Eukaryota; Fungi; Ascomycota; Dothideomycetes; Mycosphaerellales; Dissoconiaceae.
GUAAGCUUUCAACCCAUCUAGUGACUUGUCACAGUCUUUCCGACGCGAGCUCGACCGUCACGACCAUCUUCAUAUCCGCCUUCAACUUCAAUCAAGGUCAGAUCUUCUUCUGAGUGUGGUCAUCACAGUCACGUCUACCUACGCCACUGAGGCGGUGAAAAAGGACCGUCAUGAUCUGCCAACUCUGCUUCGGUCGCGGAGACCACACUACGUUCUGUCCCCGCCUCCAAGAGCAAUAUACAAUGGUGGCACUCUCAGUAUUUGCCUUAGGAGCCAGCAUCGCCGGUCAAAUCCAUGCAAACCCAUUUGCGACAACUCCAUUCUCUGCUCCGACCGUAUUGCCAUUCGCUCCUGCAAUUACCUAUACCACACCACCACAUACUCGGCAGCACAUCGCUGCUUCGACGUUUCCUGCCGGGAGUUUUCGUAGCCCACGCUCGAAAAGCAAAGGCCGAAGAGCCAGAGGAGCAAGAGCCAAAGCCAGAAAGGUCGAAGCCCAGAAUGCCCCAAAGCAGAAGCAGUUCCCUGAAACUCUGCAAGGGGUGACGAAAGAGAUUGGUACAGCUACAUCAGCCUCAAACACAGUGAACUAUAGCCCUGUUUCCGGUGUGCUACCAACUACGACGAGCAUGGCUCUACGCGAUACGUCCUCGAAAGUCGGAAAUGAACCUUCGAUGGUUGAAGCAGAGUGUCAUAUCAGUCAUGCUCCAGGUUCAGAUACGGAUUGUCAUAUGAAUAAGGUCCUCUGAGCCAGAAGUCUUCUUCCUGAGCUCAGAGACUUGCUGCGGUUUUGUUGGCUGAAAUUGACGCGGAUGAUGUACGACGAAUGCGUCAAUCUCGCGCAUACUUGUCGCGUGAACAUCGUGGCAAUCGUCACAAGUACUUAGCGGAAAGAAACGAUGAGGCAUCCAAGUAUGCUUCCGUUGAGCUUCAUAUGCUUGGAGAUCUUCACCAAAGGGCUUUCCCGAUCUGUGACACCACGAUCUCGCCCCUUGUCUCUCGUGAUGAAUGUUUCAUUCUCAUU